Messenger RNA from Eurytemora carolleeae, 1214 nucleotides. RefSeq lists its product as uncharacterized. The record is from RefSeq and is a predicted model, not a curated record. Bases 735 to 1199 code for a protein of 154 amino acids. NCBI's taxonomy places the organism in Eukaryota, Metazoa, Arthropoda, Copepoda, Calanoida, Temoridae. The transcript has 2 exons.
GGUAUAAGAGGGUAUAAUAUGUAUAAAUUGGUAUAUGAAGGUAUACGUAUAUAUACAUAGAUAUGGGAAGGAUGGGAUAGAUAUGGAAGGGUAUAAAUGAGAGAUGCAUGGCAUGGGAAAGAAGGGAGGGGGGAUUCGGGAGGGAAGGGAGGUAAGUAUGGGUAUAGGUAAGGGGGGUAUAGGUACUAAGAGGGGGUGGGGGUUACGGGAAGCGUGCCAGGGAAGGGUCGGAUCUAUAUAUUCUCUCUAUUCAGUAUACUCGGUGUACAGACCGGAUCCCGCACCGUGGAAGCUACAGCUCCGACUACCCGACCAAUCAGAGCAGGUGUAAGCAGGACCUGGAGCCAAUACCGUACCCGGAGAUUUAAAACACGGACCCAGCGUAAUGAACUAAGGUUAGCCUGCAUUAAAAAUAACUCCGGCUCCGGCCCUGGCUCCCAGUACACCUCCUUCCUUCUAUGGUUCGUUACGAACUACUUGGACAAAUCUGCCGAGAAAUGAAUUCUCCAGCUUUCCAGUUGCUUGUAAACUGCUAGAGAGGUGAAAGCAAUAUUUUGUUGGUCGCGGGGCGCCUCAUGUACGUGAAAGCUGGGAAAGUCUAGAGUAAAGGCUCUUAACACUUGUACUACUGGUUCGAAUAGAAAGCAAAGAUGUUGAUCAAGACUGUUAACUAUAAACACGAGUAGAUGAAAGCGAUAUUGCAGACCUUCUGUAUCCUCAGUGUCUAGGGGUACAUGGAGAAGAUGACGUCCUAUCUGACGGAAGCAGCUGAGACCCUGGAGUACCAGUCCUACGACUACUCACUCCAGAACAAAACCAUAGAUAUGAUCGGAGAGGAGUUUGUAAAGAAAGAAGAUGAGAAUGUGAUAAUCACCAGCUCCGGGAAUAUUAGAACCAUGUCAAACACUACCUCCCUCCCUUCCCUCACAUACACAACCACAACCAUCCCCACCAUCUCAAGUGGGGAGGAGACGGGGGUCCUGUACUACAACCUUGAUGAUUUAUCCAGAUAUAUACCAGAGAACUUUAGUUUUGAUUUGAGUGAGGGUAUGGGGGAAGGAAGUAUAGGUUUAGAGCAUCAGGAGAUGCUGAACCCGAGCAGUACACGCUCUAUGAUGAUAUCUGUACCUGGAGAUAGAGGAACCAGUCAAUCUUUCUCUAUUCAGGUAAACAUAGAACCAAAUCUUUUACUCAUCUAAUCCUUAGUGAUUCAU